Molecule: messenger RNA, 2421 nt
Organism: Pediculus humanus corporis (human body louse)
Lineage: Eukaryota; Metazoa; Arthropoda; Insecta; Psocodea; Pediculidae
Product: lymphoid specific helicase, putative
Exons: 11
Coding region: 1-2421 (806 amino acids)
Biological process (GO): DNA methylation-dependent constitutive heterochromatin formation; lymphocyte proliferation; pericentric heterochromatin formation
Cellular component (GO): pericentric heterochromatin; nucleus
Molecular function (GO): ATP-dependent chromatin remodeler activity; chromatin binding; ATP binding
Source: RefSeq, a predicted model, not a curated record
AUGAUGAGCGAUUCUGUAAAUGGUGAUUUCUAUUGCGAUGAAACGAGUAGUUGUAGUAAUAUUAGUGCUUCACUUGAUGAAUUGCCUGUUAAUUCAAAAAUGAUUGAAGAGGAAGCUAAAUUAAUUGCAGAAAAUGAAAAAAUUGAACAAGAUAUGAAUUUUGUAAAUGAUUCAGAAGGAAUUUUAAGUGAAACAUGUGAUUUUAUCACUGAAGAAGAUUGGUUGUUGGCCAGGGAACAAGAAAUUAAAGAAAGAAGAUACAAACAAUUAUUACAUUUGUUAAAUAAUAGUCAAACAUAUUCGAUGAUAUUGAAAGAUAGAUUGGAAAGUGAAAUGAAAAACAACAAAGUUAAAGCGGGAAGAAAAAAAUCAAAUGCUACAAAUAAAAAAACAAAUUCUUUAGAAUCUUGUAAAUUAGGGGAUGUUAUUUCUCAAGAGAGCAUUGAUGAAAAUACAGUCAGUAAUGAAACUAAACCUCAGGUUCAAAUCGAUGAAGAAGAUUAUUUCAAAGAAACUAGAGUUACCAGAUUAGGAUAUACCGUUUCUUACAAACAACCAUUACUGCUCGAAGGAGGCAUUAUGAAAGAUUAUCAAUUGAAAGGCUGUGAAUGGCUCAAAAUAUUAUUUACGAAUGGAGUUAAUGGAAUAUUGGCUGAUGAAAUGGGAAUGGGGAAAACUAUACAAGUCAUUGCAUUUAUUUGUCACAUGAUAGAACAAGAUAUCAAGGGUCCUUUUUUAGUUGUUGCUCCACUGUCAACAGUUAGCAAUUGGAUGAUGGAAUUCAAAAGAUUUGCACCCAAAGUUCCUACUUUAUUAUAUCAUGGAAAUGAAGAAGAAAGAAAAGCCAUGUUACCUGAUAUAUUAAAAACAACUUUAGUUAUGAAAAAAUUAAUUCAUCCUGUUGUAAUCACAUCUUACAAUGUACCCAUGAGAGAUACAGCUGUCUUGGGUAAAAUAAAUUGGUAUUAUUUAAUUAUAGAUGAAGGUCAUAGAAUAAAAAAUCAUAAUUCUUUAUUAUCCAGAAUAUUGAGAAAAUUUAAUACGGUCGGUAGACUUCUUUUAACAGGAACUCCUUUGCAAAAUAAUCUCACAGAGUUGUGGUCGUUGUUAAAUUUUUUAUUACCUGAAGUUUUUAACACUUUAGAAGUUUUUGAAUCUUGGUUUGAUAUUAAAGAAUUAGAAUCCAACGGAACAAAAUUUAUGUCCGAGAAGUUCAAUAUAGAUGUCGUUUCGAUUCUUCAAGAGAUAUUAGUACCAUUUUUACUUCGUCGGGAAAAAAAAGAUGUUAAUUUAAAAUUACCACCGAAAAAAGAAAUACUCAUUUAUUGUCCGAUGACACCUAGUCAAAAAAAAUUAUACCAAGGUAUUUUAGAUAAAAGUAUCGAAAUUUUAAUUAAACCGAAGGAAAAUAAAAAUGAAAUAACAACAUUAGGAAAACGUAAAUGUUUUUUACAAAGUCCUUACGGAAAUAAAAAAUCGAAAUAUGAAGAACCCGUUGAAAGUAAACCAACGAUCGAAAAGGGAAAAGCAGAAGAAGAAAGAUUUAUAACCAAUUUAGUUUUACAAAAUCCUCAAAUGAAUCUUCGAAAAGUCGUCAAUCAUCCAUUUUUGAUACAAUAUCCGUUAAAAGAGGGAACCGAAGAAUUAAGAAUCGAUGAAGAUUUAGUUAAAGAAUCUGGAAAAAUGUUAGUUUUAGAUGCUUUACUUUCAAAAUUGAAAUCACGAGGACACAAGGUUAUAAUUUUUUCAUUUUUCAAAGUCGUACUCGAUAUACUCGAAGAUUACGUCUUGCUUCGUGAUUAUCAAUAUAGUAGAUUAGAUGGAGAUUUAAAUAUUCCAAAACGUAAUGAAGAAAUACAAAAAUUUAUGGAUAAUCCUGAAAUAUUUGUUUUUUUAAUAACAAUGAGAUCCGGUGGUUUAGGAAUUAAUUUGACGGCUGCUGACACUGUUAUUUUUUACGAUAGCGAUUGGAAUCCAACAAUUAAUUUACAAUCCCAAGAUAGAUGUCACAGAAUAGGACAAUCAAAACCUGUUAUGAUAUACAGACUUUGCGUCAAAGGAACAAUCGAUGAAAAAAUAAUAGAAAGGGCUAAUGCGAAAAGACGUUUGGAAAAAAUGAUUUUACAAAAAGGAAAAUUCACUCUCGGUUCGAAAAAUUCGAAAAAAUUAAAUUUGAUGGAUUUUAAAGAAUUGAAACAUUUAUUAGAAUCAAUUAAUCACGACAUAACGAUUAAUGCAAACGGAUUCGUUUUAAGCGACGAAGAAUUAGAAGCACUUUUAGAUCGUUCUACGGUUAAUGUUGAAAAUUCUUGCGAAAAUGAUGAUAAUAAGGAUGUUUACAGUACUGAUUUCCAUGUAAUUAUUUGUUGUUUCGUGUGUGAUUUCUUAGUCAUUGUUUUAAAUUUUUUUUAUGUUGAGUAA